AUGGAGCCAACUUACGUCGUUGGGCAAUCAACAUCGGACCACACCCACGAAAGCCAACCCUCCACUCGAUUUCAUCCCACGCAAGCUUUCACAGAUAGAAUUAUACGAGCUUUAAGCAAUCGUUUACUUUUGCUUUAUAGGUCAGACCCAAACUUUUAUGUAUUAGGUGCAACAAGUAAUGUGUAUGUUGUCAAUGUAUCAACCAGUCUUGUAUGUACGUGCCCUGAUCGCACAACCCCAUGUAAGCACAUUUUGUUUGUGCUUAUCAAAGUCCUUGGGGUCCCCUUAGAUGACACAUGCUUAAGGAGGCGGACGCUAAGGCCUAGUCAAGUGACUCGACUCUUGGCCAAUCCUAGCUCUAUCGACGCCCUUGCAGGCCCUACGCUUCGUGAAAGGUUCCAUCAAGCGUUUUUCCGCCAAAGAGAGCUUCAUGGUCGCGAACACGCCCCUUGUAGUAACGUCGAGGAGGGUGCCACUUGCCCGAUUUGCCUCGAGGAGAUGGGGAAGCAAGGUGAGAAAUUGGUUGCUUGUGGAACAUGUAGGAAUGCACUACAUGAAGAAUGCUUGAUGACUUGGAAAAGGACUCAAAGAAGAAGAUCUAUUAGGUGUGUGAUUUGUAGGUCAAGAUGGAGAAAUAGGGCAGAUCAAGACAAGUAUUUGAACUUGGCUGCUUAUGUCAAUGAAGAUGAUCAUAUGGCUAUUGAAAGAACAAGUAAUAGUAAUAGUACUAGUUGUCAUGAAUUGCAAUGA
Molecule: messenger RNA, 750 nt
Organism: Amaranthus tricolor (Joseph's coat)
Lineage: Eukaryota; Viridiplantae; Streptophyta; Magnoliopsida; Caryophyllales; Amaranthaceae
Exons: 1
Coding region: 1-750 (249 amino acids)
Molecular function (GO): zinc ion binding; ubiquitin protein ligase activity
Source: RefSeq, a predicted model, not a curated record